Vitrella brassicaformis is the source of this 1680-nucleotide messenger RNA. Lineage: Eukaryota; Vitrellaceae. The record is from the annotation of a GenBank genome assembly.
CCCUUAACCACCACCACCUGGCGCAAACUUGGCGCCCAUUCAGGGCGUUUUGGUGACGUUGCGACCCUCAGCAGAUACCCUCCAGCUGUCAGUUUUGUCAGAUCUCUCGAUUUGUUGGCUCGGCUGUCGGCCUUUCUGGCGCUGCGUGGAACUUUUCCGCUUCCCAUGUCAAGCAGAGAUGAGCUGUGGCCUCCUAGGGACGUUCCACUGAACUUCGACUGCCGAGAAGCCUUCCCGAUACUCGGCCAAGUGCUCGACUGCCCUACACACCAGCAGAGGGCCACAUGCUGGGCCCACGCCACAGGGUGCGCCUACCUGUGCGCGGCUCAGCUGCAGCGACACUGUGCGCCAAGUGACCUUCCGGAGAUCAGACGUCAAUGCGAUCCAAACCGACUGGCUCCUCUCUGCGGUGACGCAGAGACGUGUCUCGGAAGCGGCUGUGACCCCGCGAUUGCGCUGGAGUGUCUCACCGGCAAGCCUCCAACUCGCAUUGGACAGGGCCUAUCAAAUCUGCAGCGGGUGCACGAGAUCUGUCGGUCAGCUGAGUGAUGCACGAUAUCAGUUGUCACACAGAAUGUCAUCUGACUGUCGCUUUCCCUCAUGUUCAGGUGGAUCUACGAGAAAGGCCCUGUCGUGUCUGCAAGUAAGCCUCAAUGGGCGAGCUCCUGUCAGCCUGUGAAGAUGCCCAUUCUGCUGUACUGCAGGCUUCGCAGUCCGGAAUGACUUCACUGGCGGCCGACGAGGACCGUACGACACGCAGCAGAGGCCCGGGCCCAAUCUAGGCCGACAUGCUCUCGUCAUCAUCGGGUGGAAGAAGACACCACACGGCGAAAUUCGUAAGUAAAGCAAGAGAGACGGGCACACCCUCGCAGAAGUACCAAGCAUUCCGCUGUCAUUUCAGGUGGCUGGUCAAGAACAGCUGGAGACACUCUCACCUGACAGAGGAGCUUUUCGGACGCCAAGACAUCGAUAGCGAGGUGCUGGGGAUAGACCUGAGCAACACUCCCGAGCGCGACUUCUUCCUGCCGAACAGCCCAGAUGAAUGGGCAUUGAUUCACGAUGCACUUGACGGACCGUGGCGUGAGAGCGGUGGGCCUCUGUCAUCGGCACACUUCUUCAAGUGCUUCAUGAACAGGCAGACAACACAGCUGCGCUUUGUCUUCCAGUGCCCGGGUUUGUUCUUCGCUCAGUUCACGAGUGGGAACAGGCAGGCAGGUCUUUACAAUGGAAGAGCGCAGUUGAGUAGAGCUUAUGUGGAGGCCAGGGGCCUGUCCUCUGUGGUUGAGGUUAAUGGGGCGGGGAAUCAGAUCAGAAGGAUGCCGGUGGUGCUGCGUCAGAAAGGAGAGCACGAGCUGAAGCUCUCGUUCGAACAGCCAGGCGGAGACUACCGGUCGUUCGUUUUUGAGCGAGUGAGGUCAGUGAGCGGGCAGCCUGUGCGUGUGCAUGAGCUUCAUGAGUGCGAGGAUGAGUGUUCUCUGCUGUCACCGAUGCUGUGUGAUUUUUCAGCUCUGCACUCAUCCAGCUGCUCUGCUGUGGGGGUGUUUGGGUGUGGGUGAGAGGUGUUUGCGUUUGUCGGCCAAUCGUGUGCCGACCCACCUUUCUGUUUAUUUCGGUGAUCGACUGCCGACUGACUUAUCGCAUGAGACCGUGUACAAUAGGUGUGCGUCAAAACCAUGGUUG